Molecule: messenger RNA, 1145 nt
Organism: Lepisosteus oculatus (spotted gar)
Lineage: Eukaryota; Metazoa; Chordata; Actinopteri; Semionotiformes; Lepisosteidae
Gene: myl1
Product: myosin, light chain 1, alkali; skeletal, fast
Cellular component (GO): contractile muscle fiber; myosin II complex
Molecular function (GO): calcium ion binding
Source: RefSeq, a predicted model, not a curated record
AACACGUUGAGUUCUCUCCAAGCCACUUGGGCUGUAGAUCCGUCUUGCUAUUUCCACCUCCUCGACUUCCUCAGGCAGGGAUCUUUGCUCGUGCUCUUUGUUCAUCUCACUUCAAGUACUUAACGCGGCUGUAGACAAAAAAAAAUGGCACCUAAGAAGGACGUUAAGAAAGCAGAGCCUAAGGCUGCUGCUGCUCCCGCUCCCGCCCCGGCCGCCGCACCAGAGCCGGAGAAGCCCAAACCUCUGGACCUGUCCAGCGUCAAGAUCGAUUUCUCCGCAGAACAGCAGGAAGACUUCAAAGAGGCCUUCCUCCUCUUUGACAGGACAGGCAACAGCAAGAUCGCCUACAACCAGGUGGCUGAUGUCAUGCGUGCUCUUGGCCAGAACCCCACCAACAAGGAUGUGAAUAAAAUCCUGGGUAACCCCACCCCCGAGGAAAUGAAUGCCAAGGCCAUUGACUUCGAUCAGUUCCUGCCCAUGCUGCAGACUGUGGCCAACAGCAAAGACAAGGGUGGCUAUGAAGACUAUGUUGAGGGUCUGCGUGUCUUUGACAAGGAGGGCAACGGCACUGUCAUGGGUGCUGAGCUGCGCAUUGUCCUGACCACACUGGGUGAGAAGAUGACUGAGGGUGAGGUGGACACUCUGCUGCAGGGUCAGGAAGAUGAGAACGGCAGCAUCAACUACGAGGCCUUCGUCAAGCACAUCAUGUCCGUGUAAAGCAACUUGAAGAGGACUGGUGUGAGUGCGGAACUAUAUCUGAAGACCCAAUGGUGUCAGGACAUCUACUUCACCAUUUUGUAGACCAACAAAGGAAAAAAAGGACUAUGGGAUGUAUUUCUGAUAUGUUCUGUUUUUUUUUCUUUUUGUUUUCCUUUUUGGAUCCCUUCACCCAACAUCAUCCCCCUCUUCCCCCUGCUGCCCCAGGACAACAGUCACGCAGCAUUCACUGAGGUGUCAGUGGACGAAGACCGUUCUCCCCUGUGAGGGUCUCUGUCCACCCUCUGUCCACUCACAAGCAGUACUCUGGCACACACCUUUAGCCUGUGAUUGUGCUGCAAUCCACUCGGAAUGCCCUCUGCUCCUCAAAGUCUUAAUUUAUUUUCUCUGUAAUGUAAUUUCACAAAAUAAACUUUUAAAAAAAGGUU